Morone saxatilis (striped sea-bass) is the source of this 5412-nucleotide messenger RNA. RefSeq names its product probable G-protein coupled receptor 158. Lineage: Eukaryota; Metazoa; Chordata; Actinopteri; Moronidae. Gene Ontology annotation, cellular component: membrane. Gene Ontology annotation, molecular function: G protein-coupled receptor activity. Gene Ontology annotation, biological process: G protein-coupled receptor signaling pathway. The coding region runs from base 1 to 5370 and encodes 1789 amino acids. The transcript has 12 exons. The record is from RefSeq and is a predicted model, not a curated record.
AUGGGUCCUGUUUGGCUUGUUCUUCUGCUCCCAUCCCUCCUCAGAGCGCAGGUAACUCCAGACACAUCAGGAGUCACUGUGGAGGCAGACAACAGCACAGACUCUUUAUCAAACAGGACAGGAAGCUCAGACAUCUCCACCAGCCCCUCCACUUCCUUCAGUCCCCCAGAGCCUACAGAAGCUCCCACAGAGGAGGAAGAUGACUGGUCACCAGCAGAGACCUUCCUGUACACUGGAGAAGCCUCCACUCUGGAAGUGGCCCGCUGCUCACGGGCGUACAGCACCCCGGGGCAGUCUGGAUCCCUGCCCACCAGCUUUAGUGCCCCCCUCCGGCCGGCUCUGGACGCGCUGGCCAACACGGCCAACUUCCUCAACAUGAUCUUCCAGGCCAGUGACCUGCGGGAGAGCACCGUACAAGAGGAUAUGGAGUGGUACCACGCCCUGGUCCGCGCCCUCCUGGAGGCCGACGUGCUCAUCCAGCGGGCCCUGCUCACCUUUGAUGCCGACCCGACUGCCCAGGUGCCGCAGCUGGUUCUCCGUGCAUCCCGCAACCCAGCGGCCAAAGUGCAGAACAUCAUCCUCCAGGACUUAUCCAAGGCCUGGGAGAGCCUGCACCCGCCCGCCCCAGCCCCCGACGACAGCUGGUUCAGAAGUUUUAAAUUCCCAGAGUCCCCCCAGGUGAUGGCCGCCCUGUCCAAGCGGGUGCUCCUCAAUGACCUCAGCACCUUGGACACGCCCAAGUGGAGGCAGGGCGACAGCUACGUGACCAAUCGUAGUGGGGUGCGAUGGGCCAGCGCCCCCUUCCUCGACUGUGAGGACGGUUGCUUCGUGCCCGGCUGGAUGCUCACCCUGUCCACGUCCUACUACGGCCUCAAGCCUGACCUGACGCCAGAGUUCAGAGGUGUGAUCCGUGUGGAUGUCAACAUUCAAGACAUCGACUUGGACCAGUGUGCAACAGGAGACGGGUGGUUUGCUGAUAGUCACGAGUGCAACCGCACCAGCAUGGAGUGCAUACCAAUUCCAGGCCGGGGUUUUCGACUGGGUCAGUACUGCUGCCGCUGUAAAGAGGGUUUCUACAACCCUGACAUAGUCCCUCAAGACUCAGGUGUCGAUGCAGAUGGUGGCCCUGUGAACUCCAGUGACGGCGGCGCUACGUGCUACCCGAACAUGCCCAUCUGUCUCCCAUGCUGGCCGGGCUGUAAGAGCUGUCAGGACGGCACCCCCUGCUGGGUGCAGGAGGCCUGGCUCCUCAGGGCCGCCGUGCUGGCUGUCCAGGGUGUCUUCAUGCUCCUCAUCUUUGUCAGCAUGCUGGUGGCCUACAGGCAUCGCAGAAACCGGAGGAUCCGGGCGUCCGGCCUCCUGCUGCUGGAGACGAUCUUGUUCGGCUCUCUGCUCCUCUACUUCCCGGUCUUCAUCAUGUACUUCAAGCCGAGUACGUUCAGGUGUAUUCUGCUCCGCUGGGUCCGAAUGCUCGGCUUCUCCAUCGUCUACGGCACAGUCACACUGAAAAUGUACAGGGUGCUGAAGGUGUUCCUCUCACGCACGGCCCAGAGAGUGCCCUACAUGUCCAGCCUCCACCUGCUGAGGAUUCUGGGAGUGAUGCUGAUGACGGUCAGCUGGUUCCUGUGUGCGUGGACGGUGGGUGUCCUGCAGAACCGUGACAGGAACAUCCCGGUGUUCAUCACAACCACCACGUCGGACGGGCAGGGGUUCAACCUGUGCUACCUGGACCGCUGGGACUACAUGAUGGCUGUGGCUGAGCUUCUGUUCCUGUGUUGGGGCAGCUCCCUGUGGACCGCUGUCAGACCGGUCCCCUCAGCCUUCCACGAGCCUCGCUAUAUGGGCAUUGCCAUCCACAACGAGCUGCUUCUCUCCACCAUGUUUCACCUUUUCCGGUUCACCUUUCCCUCUCUCCAUCCUGAUUGGAUGUUGCUGCUCUCCUUCACGCACACCCAUGUGACCAUCACUGUCACACUCGCCCUGCUCUUCCUUCCCAAGUUUCUUUAUGUGUCUAAGCCUGGGAGAGAGGAGAUUGCAGCAGAGGUAUAUGAAGAUGAAGUGGACCUUCGGCGCUCCUGCUCGUACCUCAACAGCAGUUUCCACUCUGUUUGGAGUGAGCCCAGUGUGGACCCGGAGGAUUUUCGGGAUGAACUGAAGAAGUUAUAUGCCCAGUUAGAAGUCCACAAGACCAAGAAGAUGACCGCAAACAACCCUCAUCUGUCAAAGAAGCGAAGUUCUCGAUGUACAUUGGGGAGAUCCAUUAUUAGACGCAUUGCUGAGAUCCCAGAAUCCAUGAGCCGGCAGUGCAGCCGCGAGGAGAAAGAUGGAUCGUUCCAUAGUAGAAUUGUGAAUCAGGAUUCUUUCAGGAGGACCCCAGAUACAAUAUCAGUCAGUAUCAGUUACAGAAGUUCAAUGACACCUUCACCAUCUAUGCGCAAGUCCCAAAGUGAUCAUCACUAUGUCAGGGAAAGAGACUCUUCUUUGCGUGACUCCAUGUUAAAGGCCAACGCUGUGAAGAGGUCUUCCCGACGAUCUGAGACUGACUCCUUGGAUAUUCCACCAGGGGUCUGUAAAUCAGCCAGUGCCCAAAAUCUGACAAUUGAUACCAAUCUUCUGCAUCCUGAUCACACCAGACUUCAUAAGUCCUGGAGUCUAACUUCAACUACCGCUCAUUCUAUAGAAAACAUAUCCAAGGUUAACAGAGCCAGUACAGUGCUGACAAGGUCCAGGCAGAGCAUUUCCAUUAGCGACCAGACCAGGAGUGCUCUCCAGUCAGAGUCAUUUGACAAGGCUGAGGUCUGUCCUUGGGAGGUGGAGCCAGAGCAAUCAGGGGACAAGAACCAGAAGCAUGUCACCUACGCAAACUCCGAGGAUGGUGAGGAAAAAAGACCACCAUCUCCACAGUCGCUUAUCUGUCCCUGGGAUCAUUUACCACCUGUAAAGCAACCUUCAGAGGAUAGGGGAAUGCAAGGUGAAGCUCAGUCCCCUAAACCACAGGCUACUGUGUCUGCAAGUUUACCAGGCUCUCCAAGACCAAAGUUCACUAAAGAUCAACGAGUCUUCUCCUUCCGCACCUCCACCACCACUGCUAAGUGGCUCUCUGUGAAAUCAAUUAUGACCUCCAUGGAUGCAGGAAGCAGGUCCAGUAGGGAUGGAAGUUUUCAAGAGGAUUCUGUUUCACAAAAAAGUCAGGAAAGUGCUUCCACAACACCACGAUCGAGAACAUCUAAUAGACGUCCAAGCGUGGAAAAGAGAUCACUGCAGAAAAGAAGCAUGACAACAGAUGGAAAACCAUGCCUUGUGAAGCAGAAUGCCAUCAGACUGUCCUCUGUGGAUUCUUCUGAGAGAAGCCCAAGAAGGCUUGUGAUUGUGAAAUCUGCCGUCUACCCUUGGGACACUGAUGAUAUGCAAAAAGAUGGCACUUAUGAAAAUGUGUUUUUAUCAAGGCAGAACAGCAAACGUAGUAGUAUAGGUUCUUGGGAAACUGCCAGCAGCUGUAGAACUCCUUCAACUCACAGAAGAGGAAGCAAUCGAAUUACACCAGUCCGUAAUAUUUCCCAUGCAGAUGUGUGUCCAUGGGAAGGACCUGGUACUUUCCAGGAAGGAGAGGGGCCAAAGAAGCAACAGAGCAUUAAAGCAGACGUCUGCCCUUGGGAAGUUUCUGGACCAUCUAAUGUAUGUCCAUGGGAAUCUCAAGAGCAAGGAAAUAUGAGAAGACGAGGAAGUGCCAUUAGUAACGUGUGUCCUUGGGAUUCACAGGAUAUUCCCGUUAUUUAUCAUACUAACCUCUCUAGAGAUUCACAGACACAACAGUCUUUGAAACAUGCAGCAGACGUAUGUCCCUGGGAGACUGCAGAAACUCCUCAACCUUUAAUAAGGCAAGAUAGUGAAUAUGCUAAUGUUUGUCCUUGGGAGGUUCAGGAGAAGGCUGAAGUUGUAUAUGAAAACCUAAAUCCUUUGGAGACCAAGGGAACGCUGACAGUGCCCGUCCGACAAGAAGUUAGGAAAACUGCCCUCUACCGCAGUGGAUCAAAAGAAAGUAAUGAACAACAACCCCAUGCAAAAUCACCUGCCCUGAGUUUGAGUAGACAAGUGACUAAGACAACAGAAAGUUGUCCAUGGGAUUUCCCUGAUCCCCCUAAAAUCAUGGAAAACAUUUGUCCAUGGGAAGAGGGGAACACUGAGCCAACAAAUACAGACUCAAAAACGACCAUCAAGGUAGAUAUUUGUCCCUGGGAGACUGGACAUGAAGACAAACCAGAAGACUCACAAAAAGGUGUCUCACUUUUGAAAGCUGCUUCCAUACAAGCUGAAGGGAAAGACAGCACAAAGGUAAACAUAUGUCCCUGGGAAACUGAGUCCCCUGAAAAACCUGCCGCUACCACGAUGGUGUCACAAGGAGUAAAAAGAUCGGCAGAUGUUUGUCCAUGGGAUAGUAGUGAACCAGAAUCAGGAAAGCCAGAAACCACCAAAAUAUCAUUGAGUCAUAUAAGGCAAGACACAGUUCACGCAAAUAUUUGUCCAUGGGAUACAGAGGAAGCAGGGGCAGUCAAAACUGAAGUAUCAAACAUACCAGAGCAGUCCAAACAAGAUGUUUGCCCAUGGGAAACAGAAGCCCCAAAAGUUCUGAAAAAGCAAGAAAGCGCUCUGGCAGAUGUUUGUCCGUGGGAAACAGAAGAGCCAAAGGUUCUUAAAAACCAAGAUAGUGCUAGGGUAGAUGUUUGUCCGUGGGACACAGAGGAGCCAAAAGUUCUUAAAAAGCAAGACAGCGCUCGGGCAGAUGUUUGUCCGUGGGACCAGAAGAAUUUUGUCGCGCUUAAAAAGCAAGACAGCACUCGGGCAGAUGUUUGUCCAUGGGACACAGAAGAGCCAAAAGUUCUCGCAAAGCAAGACAGCGGUCGAGCAGGUGUUUGCCCGUGGGAGACCGAAGAACCAGGAGCUGUCACAAAGCAAGACAGCGCUCGGGCAGGUGUUUGUCCAUGGGAGACCGAAGAACCAGGAGCUCUCAAAAAGCAAGACAGCAUUGGAGCAGACGUUUGUCCCUGGGAAUCUAAGGAUCCACAAACCUCAACGGAAGGCAACAUUGAAAUUCCCACCGGUGACAAAGAUGAAGUCACAGAGAACCAGGGGCCCCUCAAUGUAGAGGAGACUCCAGAAGAUAUCAUCACAGAGCAGAUAGAUGAGUCCAAAGAAAACUUGCGCCGCAGUGAUGCUUUGUGUCCCUGGGAGAUGAUAAGGAGCCAAUCUGGUUCAUUCACAGACAAUGCCUCAGAUGUUUUUACAUGGGAGCCUGAGAAUAUUCCUGAGGAAGAUGAAGAGGACGAUGCAGAAUUUGCUGCUGAGGCUCUCGUAUUCCCACCUGAUUUGUGACCUAAAUCUAGCCAGCAUUUGUUUUCACUUUUAACCCCUCCC